AUGGCCGUCAAGACCUCGAUCCUUGUCUUCUUCCUAACCUUGACGCGCAAUCAGAAAGUUUUCCGAUGCGCAAACUAUGUCACUCUCUUUGUAGUGAACGCAGCGGGCUUUGCAUUAACAAUGGUCAAUGUUUUCCAAUGUCGGCCUAUCGGUGCAAUAUUCGUUUCCGACGUACCGGCCAAUGCGAAUUGCACCGACAUUGUCACCUUGUAUCUCUCUUCGUCCCCGGUGAAUAUUAUCACGGAUCUCACUAUCCUGUUGCUCCCGAUGCCGCUUUUGACCCAAAUGCGCCUGCCUUUCAAGCAAAAGAUCAUCUUGGUGAUCACUUUCUCAUUUGGUUUCUUUGUGGCCGUGGUCGAUGUGGUCCGAAUUGCCUUUCUUCAGCAGGCUGCCAUCUCUCGUUCGUUGGAAGUCAAGUCAAUUCACAUUCAAAAUGUCGGAGGAGUCGAUUUCAGUUGGUACGCGUCGCUAUCUUUCAUGUGGUCCGUCGUCGAAGUCAACCUGUCGAUAAUUUGCGGUUGUGUUCCAAGUCUCAAACCUCUCGUCACUCGUCUUGUCCCGAAAUUGAUUCGAGAUACAAGUGAUGAUGCGUCAACUUCUUUGCCUCGUGAAAUCUCUGCGGGCGUAGCAGGGGAAAGUCGGGUUGCAGUGCCGCCUCCGGCCGCAGUUUCGGAUUCGCCAGAACUCCCAUCGCCAUUGUCAUUGCCACCUACCAACGAGGGAAACAAAGAUCUACAGGACCAAGUUGGUGGAGUCUCUGUUGGUCGACCUAGCUCUCGGGACUCGGGGCCCAUGGGUAUAUUGGAUUUCCUGGGUCACCCAGAAACUGCACCCCUCGACACAGAGGGGGGAACCCACACUAGCGCAUCUUAUGCGCCGGAUAUCACAUUUUUUGAUUUUGUUAACAUGAAGAAUCCAGAAAGCAUGUUAAAGCUAAACAACAGAGAGUCGAUUGCGCCAAUUGCAUUGACUACGCUUUUAUUCUUCCUCUGGGGUUUCGCAUACGGCUUACUUGAUGUUCUGAAUUCCCAAUUCAAAACAAUCGUCCAUUUGGGUCCAUGGCAUUCUUUGGGUCUUCACGGCGCGUACUUCGGCGGAUACGUGAUUGGUCCUCUGCUGGUUGGCCAACCCGUCUUGAAAAUUUGGGGCUUCAAGUCCACUUUCAUAACUGGUCUCUGCAUCUAUGCCUGUGGGACGCUCAUCUUUUGGCCGUCUGCCGUUCUAACGUCGACGCCUGCCUUUAUUUUGUCAAACUUCAUUGUCGGGUUUGGUCUAGCUGUUCUAGAGACUGCGGCGAAUCCAUUCAUUGCGCUAUGCGGACCACUUGAAAAUUCCGAGAUCAGACUCAAUAUUUCACAGGGUGUUCAAGCUGUUGGAAGCGUCUUAUCGCCGCUCCUAGCGAAAAGGGUCCUCUUCAAGAAUGUUCAGGAUGUCGCAUCUUUGGUUGACGUACAAUGGACAUAUCUUGGAAUUGCCCUAUUCGAUGUGCUGUUGGCAGUGGCGUUCUAUUAUCUGCCAAUCCCAGAAGCUUCAGAUGAGGAUUUGGAAGAACUAGCAAAUCGGCGCCGGGAAGACAACAUGACCAAAGUAAUCGGCAUCCCUGUUGUUUGGCUGACUCUCGGGCUGGGAAUCUGGUCUCAGUUCUUCUACGUGGCUGGACAAGAAGUUCUCGCGACAGCUCUCCAACGUUUCGUUAUUGCCGCUCGUCCAGAUUCAUCAAUCGGUCCGUUCGAUUUCCUGACCAUUGGACACAGCAUUUUUGCCUUGGGUCGCUUCUUGGCCGCGUUUGCGCAGUGGUUCCUCAAACCACGCUGGAUUCUGAUGGUCAGCUACAUCGGCAUGAUUGUCUGCUCCAUUCUCUGCAUGAAAACAAGCGGCACGGCAGCAAUCGUCAUGGCAAUGCUGCUCUUCCUCUUCGAGAGCGGCGCAUUCAGCAUUAUCUUCGCCAUUUCCCUUCGCGGCACAGCCCAACACACGAAAACAGCUGCUGUCUUGAUGACGAUGGCCAUCGGCGGCGGCACCUGUUUCCCGUUUGCCGAGUAUGCGGCAUACCUCGCACACGGCGCAUCAUAUUCCUUCUGCGUUCUAGUCGCGCUCUUCUGCGCUGGCGCCAUCUUCCCCAUCUACCUCAACCUCGUACCCGCUGUGAAAAAGCAAGUUGACCCUGUUCCGAACGAGUAUCUCCGCCGACAUCACCGCCGAACUCGGAACCCGGUCGACGCUAUGCAUCGCGAAAAAGAUAAUCCUGCCCUUGGCGGUGUUCUUUCACGUCCGCGCAGUCUGGCAUCUAAUCCAGACCACCUCCCGGAUCUUCUACUGCCGGAGGAGAUUCAGCAAAACUCCCUUGCUCAAGAUCUUCCGAGAGCUAAAUCUAGCCCUAGCUCUAGCUCACGUGUCAAUUCGAACUCCUCUCGCAAUUCUGACUCGAAGCAGAGAUUCUCCACGAGUAUCAAUGAUUCAUGA
This is a messenger RNA of Penicillium digitatum Pd1, 2463 nucleotides long. RefSeq names its product putative MFS monosaccharide transporter. The record is from RefSeq and is a predicted model, not a curated record. Gene Ontology annotation, biological process: transmembrane transport. Lineage: Eukaryota; Fungi; Ascomycota; Eurotiomycetes; Eurotiales; Aspergillaceae. Gene Ontology annotation, molecular function: transmembrane transporter activity.